AUGGGUAGCAAGCGAAAGCGCGGAACCAAGGAUGGCCCCAUUGUGCCUUCAAAUGCACAGAAAAAGGUCAAGAACACCACAUCUCCCCCCAUCGUCCCCGUCGUCGCAGCCGCAAAGCCACCGUUGGAGAAAGCCCCCUUUGUCGAAACUCCCACAAUCGAAGACAGAAAGCGCGAAGGCCUGUUAUACGAACAUCUCGGUAGCGAGGACGACAAUGACCGGAUCGAGGCCGCCGAUUGCAUUAUAUCAGGACUUUUAGAUGGCGAGGGCGUUGCUGAGGCAGUGGUGCAGAGACAUCUCGAUCGACGACUCUUCCGCGGACUAUCUAGUGGCCGUAAUGCUUCGCGCAUUGGCUUUAGUCUAGUCAUCACCGAGAUUCUCAGCCAACUAUUUGGAGACAAGUCUCUAAGCGCAGAAAAAUACAGCGGGCUGACGUUCGACAAGGUGCUUGGGUUCCUGUUGGAGAAGGCUCAGAUUGUCGGCAACAUUCCCGGCCAGGAGGAGCGUGACAUCUUCUUUGGCCAAUUGUUUGGUAUUGAAUGCUUUGUUAAGUCCCGCAUUUUAUUUUCCGAACCUUCGAGAUGGAACACAAUAUUGGACGAGCUGUUGAAAUUGAGCAACAAGAAAGUCUGGUUAAAGUCACAAUGCGGCUGGGUUCUUGUCCAGGCGCUGCAGCAGAUGAACCAGGCCCAGGCCAAGGCGACGCUUGAGAAAUUGUCAAAUUCAGGAGUAGCCAAAACUCCCGAAGGCGUUGCCGUUUGGAUGGUUGCGCUCGACCAGUUCCCUAAUCUCAGCGUGAAGCCCUGGCAGCAUCCUCUGGCCAAAAAACACCUUGGUGAUAUGGCUGCUAUCUUGAAGGAAAGCUUCAACGAUUCAAGCAAGGAUACUUCUAGCAAUUCUCGGAACAACAAACAAGCCACUUGGACGGCCCAGUUGCACUUUGUCUGGGACCUCAUCCUCAAUCAUUAUCUCAAGGCCGAGGACUCAAAGGCCGAAGACUUUGCUCAGUUCUGGAGCCGAGUCGUUGACGAUGGAUUGUUCUCCAAGCAGGCUACCGAUGGCCAAAAAUUCAAGGGUUUCACGGUCUUCCAAAAAUUCCUCGAGAGCUAUGCGACACAUCCUGCGCUGUUGCAAACCUUAUUCAGCAAGAAUCUCAUGACUUCUCUCAUGAACCAGUCCGCAAAGGAGGAUCGAUACCUACAUCGAGCAGCUAUAAAGACGCUAAAAGCCAUCGAGGCCGCAGUAUCAUCUCAACCCUCCAAUCUGGUCCCUGUGCUUGAGAAUCUUCUGACCAAAAACGGAAUCUACAACUUUGAUCAGCGCACCAACACAAAGACGAUCGACAGGCUCCUGCAAAAUUUCAACCUAGAAAAUGACAAAGGAUGCCUGAAGAUUAUCCAAAGCCCCAUUGCUGGCCUGUCACAGCAAGAAGUCAGCGAGGCCCAGACUAUCCUGAGAGUUCACAUUGACUAUCUAUCAAAAGUCCUAGGGGCCUGCGCUUCCCUAGGUGGAAAAGAAUCUCAAGCUGACAAGCUUGAAAACACCUCAUUAAGCGCUACACUGCAGCAGUUAUCACGUCUUGCCUAUUCCCAGCCGGAGGAUAUCCCAAAGGAUGUCCUAACAGAGCAAAUUCAAGAGCUUGCUCGGUCAAGAUUGGAGACGGCACUCGCGAAGCUGACUCGCCAGACUUCCGAUUUUGUUACCUUCUGCCAGGCAGUCGCCUCCAUCGACUCAAGUGCCGUUACCAUGUCUGAGGAAAUCAAAUCAGCCAUUGAGAGUGCGCUGUCAAGAAUGCACAAACUGCUAAAGCAGAAGACAAAGACUGAUAACGACAAGACUCUAACACAGGGGCUGGCUAUGCUUCAUGCCAUCUCCAUUUUCCAACUAUACAACCAAGACCCCGAUGCGAUGGAAGUACUAGAUGAUCUCGCCCAGUUUCACGAGAGGCUCCAGGAGGGCAAACUCGGAGAUGACGAUACUGGAAGUUCAGAGUUCUUGGUAGAAAUCUUACUAUCCAUGGUGGCUCGCCCCUCAUCGUUGAUGCGACAGGUGUCUCAGCAAGUAUUUGAAGCUUUCACAUCACAAAUCUCCGCUGGCGGCUUGGAACUGCUCUUUGGACCCCUGGGCGCCAAUGAGAGCACCAAGGGCCAGAAGGAGCUGUUUAACACAGAGGACGAUGGUAUGGAUAUCGAUGGCGAAGGCUCUUCUGAUGAGGAUGGCGAUGAUGUGGAAGAAAUCUCAAACAUCGAGAUCGACUCUGACGUGGAAUUUGUUGAUCUUGGAGAUGCCGAUGGAGAGGAAGGCGAUGAUGAUGAAGAAGAUGAGGAAGAAGAAGAUGAUGAGGACGAGGACGAGGACGAGGACGAGAACGACGAUGAUGAUGACGAAGAGGCAGAAGGAGACGCAAAAGAAGGCCGCAUAGAGAUCGACGUGCCCCUAAGCAAAAUCCUCAAAAGCCACCGCCUCGAUAAAGACGCCGAAGCCGAAUCCUCCGACGACGAAGGUGACAUGUCCGACUCGCAAAUGUUCGCCCUCGAGGACAAGCUCGCCGAAGUCUUCAAGCAGCGCGCAAAGGCCCGCCCAGACAGCAAGAAGCAGAAAAAGGACGCCAAGCAGUCCGUCGUCAACUUCAAGAACCGCAUCCUCGACUUCCUCGACAUUUACGUCAAGAACGAGGUCCUCAGCCCGCUCGCCUUCUCCCUGCUCAUCCCGCUGCUGGAUCUCAUGCGCACGACGAGCACAAAGACGCUGGCUGGCCGUGCCUGUGAGAUUAUUCUCAAUUACCAAAAGGGCUUGAAGAAGGCGAGGAGCGGCGCCGGCGGUAACAAGGAUACUGAUGCAACUGAGGCCGCUGCUGCGCCAGUCUACGAUGCUGAACAGCUGCUCUCCGUGCUGGUGGAGGUGCAUGAGGAGGCAGGCAAGGACAACGCGCACGCGUAUGCCAAGGCUGCCAGCGCCGCCAGUCUGAUUGUAGCUUCGGCCAUGUUCGCCACGGACAAGGAGCUGGUGAAGCAGGCGGCGGCGGUGUAUGCCAAGACGCAGUCGGAUUGGGUCCUGGGCCAGGCCAAGUUGCAAAACUCCUUUUUCGCGGACUGGAACAACUGGUGCCAGAACCAUGCUUCUCAG
Trichoderma atroviride IMI 206040 is the source of this 3126-nucleotide messenger RNA. RefSeq lists its product as uncharacterized. Gene Ontology annotation, biological process: regulation of DNA-templated transcription. NCBI's taxonomy places the organism in Eukaryota, Fungi, Ascomycota, Sordariomycetes, Hypocreales, Hypocreaceae. Gene Ontology annotation, cellular component: nucleolus. Gene Ontology annotation, molecular function: transcription factor binding; rDNA binding. The record is from RefSeq and is a predicted model, not a curated record.